Messenger RNA from Ixodes scapularis (black-legged tick), 426 nucleotides. RefSeq lists its product as uncharacterized. Bases 1 to 426 code for a protein of 141 amino acids. The transcript has 5 exons. NCBI's taxonomy places the organism in Eukaryota, Metazoa, Arthropoda, Arachnida, Ixodida, Ixodidae. The record is from RefSeq and is a predicted model, not a curated record.
AUGUCACCUAUGGAGCCCACGCUACCCUACUCCUUCUCGAAAUGCACAAAGGAGAUGAUUGGCCAAUUUAUGAUAGUCAAUGGUACAGCACAAUGUUUAGAAAAUCAUUGGGAGCCGAAGGACUACAAAAACAACACAAAUAAGCCUCUCCCAGGAUGGAUGUUGUCACCAGCCAGAUUCUGUAGGAGAGUUUUGCCAAAAAUGUACAAGGCAAGAUCUUGUUCUAAUAGAUUCUACCUCAUGGACGUAUGUCAGGUGCAGUGCUGCGUGGGAGAUCUAGUGGAUACAAUUCUAAACUUGGAUGCGCCUGACGGAAUGAACUGCAGAAUUUACGAUACUUGGCAUAAGCACACCAGAAGAGGUCACUGCAUGAACGGGCGGUGUGUGACAAUGAAAUGGCUUCCUCCUGAUAUAAAGCCGAAUUGA